GGAUCUCAAACGCACACCCCAGAUCACGCGUGUUUGAAUUCCACUGACGAAUCCUGACCAAUGUAACCUACUUUGAACCAGAACAUAUCAUUUACUUUGUCCUCUCGCGAUGUCUUUCCAUGAAACCGCCUGCGAUAUUCACCUAGACCACGAGCGUGGAAAAAGGAGAACUUCCCUAGUCGCUAUCUGCAAUAACGAGGAAGGAUCAGGUCUAACCAGCGACAUCUUACUCGAUGACUUCCUUGGUAACGAUAACGGACAUUUCGUCUGGGGCGGAAAAAACGUUACCAAAACGAGUCGAAAUCUCUCGAUAACCAGAGAAGGGCCAUCUCGAGUGCCCAUCCUGCAUGCCGAUCUUCUAACCGAUUCAGGUGAAUAUGUAUCUGCUCACUGCCCCCUCGAUGAGCAUAUUUUCAACAUCAAUGGCGAGCUCUUGUUUAAGCCAGAUGAGGCUAGGGAAUAGUAUAUGUUUCAGGUGAAAAUAGGAGCCUUGAAUUU
This is a messenger RNA of Aspergillus pseudonomiae, 498 nucleotides long. RefSeq names its product CVNH domain-containing protein. The record is from RefSeq and is a predicted model, not a curated record. Lineage: Eukaryota; Fungi; Ascomycota; Eurotiomycetes; Eurotiales; Aspergillaceae. The transcript has 2 exons. The coding region runs from base 110 to 463 and encodes 117 amino acids.